Balaenoptera ricei (Rice's whale) is the source of this 1863-nucleotide messenger RNA. RefSeq names its product caspase recruitment domain family member 6 (gene CARD6). The record is from RefSeq and is a predicted model, not a curated record. The coding region runs from base 178 to 663 and encodes 161 amino acids. The transcript has 3 exons. Lineage: Eukaryota; Metazoa; Chordata; Mammalia; Artiodactyla; Balaenopteridae.
UUUUUCUCAACUGUUUACUUAGUACUUUUUCAGAGUCAGCUACCAUUUGGGACUUAAAUCACUUAAAUCAUGAACUUUUAAAACAUGAGUAUAUGGAGCCACCGCAACCUUUGGGGGUAAGCAGGGAAGGUGUUUAUUAUUCCUGGAGAGAAAGAGCCUGAGGAUCCUGAGAUCACCAUGUCCUUCAAAGAGAAAGAACACUUGGAUUUGGAAACCUCUGAGUCUUUCACGGACAAGAAGGCUGGUUAUCAGGAAACUGCUUGGUCCUCAAGGGAAAAUGAGAAGGAAUACAACACACCAAAAUUCACAUCUCUGCAACUGGUUGAGAAUGUUGAAUAUGAAUUUCUAGCAACUAUUGAGUAUUUACAGGAUGAACAGAGAUAUGAGGAGUCAGAUGAUUUUUUACACUUAGGAAAAGAGGAAUAUCUAGAAUCUGUUGGGUACUCUGAAGAUGGAGACAGCCCCGUGGAAGAGGAUGCUUAUGAUGACCCAGAGUGCAUUAUCUAUGACAGCAAAGAGGACUCCUUGUAUUCUGAAACCAUGGAGUUCUCUGAUGAAGAACAGAAUUAUGGGGAUUCAGAAACUGGCAUGUCAUUGGAGGAGGAAGAGGAGAAAAGUAUGGAAGAAAGAAAAAAGUGUUUAAAGAUGUCCUGUCCUGUUUAAACCCAGAUACAAGCAGAAAGCUUCUGCCAGAUUUCGUUAAACAAUUCUUCUUAGACCGAGGAUGUAGGUGGGUGACUGAGACUCCAGGUGACUUAGCCUGGAACUUCCUGAUGAAACUUCAAGCACUGGAUAUGACAGUCAGAGAUUCAAUCCUCAGGCACAAGGUUCUGGGUGAAGAUAGCAAAGGGGAAUUUUUGACUGAAGUAGAGAAUUUGGAAAUUAGAGAAACAGAAACCAUUAAUCCCCUUGAUGUCCUUUGUGCCUCUAUGCUGUAUUCAGAUAGCUCUUUGCAACGUGAAGUCAUGUCAAACAUGUAUCAGUGCCAGUUUGCCCUUCCCUGCUACUGCCAGAUGCAGAAAAGAACAAAAGCAUUUUAAUGCUGGGGGCCAUGAAGGACAUUGUGAAGGAGCAGUCAACGCAGUCUUCAGGAAGGCCUACAGGGGAUACAGAAAAUUUCUGACUCUCAUGAAGAUGCCUGUCAUCUCUUUUGUGCGUCUCGGAUACUGUAGCUUCUCCAAGUCCAGAAUCCUCAACACACUGCUCAGCCCUGGCCACCUGAAAUCACACAAGAUCUUUCUCCAUCAGGAUUUGCCUGUUCUGGUGCUUCCCCAGCAGAUCUCUGAUGGCCUGGUUGAGGUAACAUGGAGUUUUCCUGAUAGUGAUGGUCUAAAGGAAAACCCCAGUUUUUUCCAGAAAGCUGUUGCUGUGGCCAACCUUCGUGGGGAUCUAGAAAGUUUUUGGACACAGUUUGGUUUCUUGAUGGAAGUUUCCUCAGCUGUGUUUUUUUUCAUUGACUGCCUAGGUGAGAAGGAAUGGGACUUGCUAAUGUUUUUAGGGGAAGCUGCCAUUGAAAGAUGCUACUUUGUCCUCAGUCCCCAGGCCAGGGAGAAUGAGGAGGCUCAGAUUUUCCAGAGGAUCCUGAAGUUGAAGCCAUCACAACUACUGUUUUGGGAGGAGGAGGAAGCUGGAGAGAGAGGGAGGAACAUGGAGGGUCUUCAAGCUGCCCUGAAAGAAGUGAUGUCCUCUUCACUCAGAUGUGUGUCUGUGGAGGACAUUGCACCCCUGGCCAGGGAGUUGGGGAUACAGAUAGACCACGACUUUGAGAACAUGCAGGGGAUUCAAGUUUCCCCUACUGAAAACUUGGCUGGAACAGCUGAAGAUGAGGGACCACAAAGACACAGUCAGCCAAACAACUCAUCU